Lingula anatina is the source of this 597-nucleotide messenger RNA. RefSeq lists its product as uncharacterized. The record is from RefSeq and is a predicted model, not a curated record. Lineage: Eukaryota; Metazoa; Brachiopoda; Lingulata; Lingulida; Lingulidae.
CUUUAUUAUUAACAAGGUAUAUACGUGGUACUCGUGCAAUAUAUAGAGUAGGUAGAACGACAAGAGAGGAGACGGGUCGGGUUGUUGAAGCAAGAAUACCGACAAGAUGCGGAUCUGGGAGGCUGUGGUCAGAACUUUCAUUUUGAUUCUGUUAUUUACUACCGUUAUGAUCAUGUUGGCGAACAGACAUGACCGGACGAGAAGUUUAGAACUUGCCAAGUUAGCAUUGACAACAACCAAGCCAACUACUACAACCACUACAACCACUACGACAACCACGACCCUGCCCCCGACCACUACUACCACUACAACCACAACCACUACAACCACGCCGACUACAACCACCACCCAGAUGCCUUCCAUGUUACGAAGACUUGUUCUCUGGAUAUUCAAGUGGGGCCCGCCAAGUUGAACACCAUCCAAACCCAGUGCGGCGAAGCUGAGAUUAGACUGACAGAAAAAGGUGUUAGCUCUCAUAAGGAUUUGAAAAGAUGUACAUUUUGGUCUUUACAUUUCAUUUCUGUAUUGUUUUCGUGGUGUGUUUAUUAUUUUGUAAAAAAAGGCAAAUAAAUAUGCUUCAGCUGGAAGAAGUAGAAA